GACACAAGCAACGCUCCUUAACGACCCACUCCUUUCUUCUCGAUAACAUGUCGUACGGAGGUGGCAGCUACGGCGGCGGCGGCGGCUAUGGCGGCGGACGUCAUGGCGGCGGCGGUGGUGGAUACGGCGGCAGCAACGGGUACGAUACAACCGCUGGGGGAUAUGGCGGAUCCGCUUACUACGAUUACUCCGGCGGCCAAUAUGCUUAUGGAUACAGCGGUGGCUCCAACGGCUACAGCGGUGGCGGCGGCGGCGGUUACGGAGGUGACCGACGCGGUGGAGGCUUCGGCGGUGGCGGUGAUCGCAUGAGCAAUCUCGGCGAUGGUCUUCAGACACAAAACUGGGACCUUGAGACAAUGCCCAAAUUCGAGAAGUCCUUCUACAAAGAGGACCCGGCCGUGAGCGCCCGCGAUGAAUCAGAGGUCGCCGCGUUCCGCAAGGAAAAGGAAAUUACUGUGCAGGGCAAGAACGUCCCCCGGCCUGUAACAACAUUCGAUGAGGCUGGUUUCCCUUCAUACGUUAUGAGCGAGGUCAAGGCACAGGGCUUCCCCCACCCCACGGCUAUCCAGUCUCAGGGUUGGCCUAUGGCUUUGUCCGGACGCGAUGUCGUCGGUGUCGCUGAGACCGGUUCCGGAAAAACGCUCACCUACUGCCUUCCGGCCAUUGUUCACAUCAACGCCCAGCCUCUGCUUGCACCCGGCGACGGGCCCAUCGUCUUGAUCCUUGCCCCGACUCGUGAACUGGCGGUUCAGAUUCAGCAAGAAAUCAGCAAGUUCGGAAAGUCUUCCAGGAUCAGGAACACCUGUGUCUACGGAGGUGUUCCCAAGGGCCCGCAAAUCCGUGAUCUCGCCCGUGGUGUCGAGGUCUGCAUUGCUACGCCUGGUCGUUUGAUCGACAUGCUCGAGGCUGGCAAGACCAACCUGCGCCGUGUAACCUACCUCGUUCUUGACGAGGCUGAUCGUAUGCUUGAUAUGGGUUUCGAGCCCCAGAUCCGCAAAAUCAUUGGCCAGAUUCGUCCGGACCGUCAGACUUGCAUGUGGUCAGCUACCUGGCCCAAGGAGGUUCGUCAGCUUGCUUCCGACUACCAGAAAGACUUCAUUCAGGUCAACAUCGGUUCUAUGGAGCUUUCUGCCAAUCACCGUAUUCAACAAAUCGUUGAGGUUGUUACCGAUUUUGAGAAGCGCGACAGAAUGAGCAAGCACCUCGAGACAAUCAUGAACGACAAGGAGAACAAGGUCUUAGUCUUCACAGGCACCAAGCGUGUUGCAGACGAGAUUACCCGGUUCCUCCGACAAGACGGAUGGCCAGCGCUUUCCAUCCACGGCGACAAGCAGCAAAACGAGCGAGAUUGGGUCUUAGACCAAUUCAAGACGGGCAAGAGCCCCAUCAUGGUUGCCACCGACGUGGCUUCCCGUGGUAUCGAUGUUCGUAACAUUACCCACGUGCUCAACUAUGACUACCCGAACAAUUCGGAGGACUACGUCCACCGAAUUGGUCGUACCGGUCGUGCUGGUGCCAAGGGUACUGCCAUUACUUUCUUUACCACUGAGAACUCCAAGCAAGCUCGUGACCUCGUCGGUAUACUCACCGAGUCCAAGCAGCAGAUUGAUCCUCGCCUUCACGAGAUGGCUCGCUACGGCGGCGGUGGAGGUGGCGGUGGUCGCUGGGGAGGCGGUCGUGGCCGUGGCCGUGGCGGAGGUGGUGGCUGGACUGGCGGUAACAACGCUCCUGUCCGCAACAGCCGCUGGUAGAGCACCCAGCAACCCUGUUCCUCUGUCGCCGUUGUCGCUUGCUUCACUCUGAAGCCAGCCUCAGAACUAAGGCGUUUUCAUCAUCACCGGCGUACUGACAUAGAUAUUUCGUUAUGGGUUGGCUUUCUUUAUGUCGUUUGUUUCCUCCAGCAGUGGACAGCCAAAUCCUCUGCCAAUGUAUGCUGAUACCCAGGAGGAGAAGCAACCGGGCCACCAAGCUUCGGGUCGGCCCUAUUAGACUGGCAUCUUCAAGUAAUACGUGCGAGCUGCGCAGUCGUUAGCUCAUUUUUGCAAGAGCCAGGCUACCCGUUGGGAAGCUGUGCCGCAUUGCGAUAGGAGCUGAAGGCGUUUUCUAAGUAAAAAGUCAUGUUCAUAAUUAGUUCAUAUGAAUUAAACCACUGCAUCGUAUGCCUUGCCUGC
Molecule: messenger RNA, 2171 nt
Organism: Paraphaeosphaeria sporulosa
Lineage: Eukaryota; Fungi; Ascomycota; Dothideomycetes; Pleosporales; Didymosphaeriaceae
Product: P-loop containing nucleoside triphosphate hydrolase protein
Exons: 6
Coding region: 48-1751 (567 amino acids)
Biological process (GO): rRNA processing
Cellular component (GO): cytoplasm; nucleus; ribonucleoprotein complex
Molecular function (GO): RNA binding; RNA helicase activity; ATP binding
Source: RefSeq, a predicted model, not a curated record